AUGAGGGCGUCUGCGAAGGUCUGGCUGCAGGAGCAAAGAAGGCAACGAAAUGCCCUGCCGUCGGAGGAGGAAACACGGAUUCGGAGACUGAAAGAACGGCUGCAACUUGGUUUCCCCCUUGAGCCCCAUGACGCGCAGCACAGAAGCAGGCAGAACCAACCGAAGGCCGGUCCUUCAGUUGGCAGCGCAAGCCUACUAGAGCAAAACGCUGUUCUGGUUUCCCGGCUGGACACCAUGGAGGAGCUGCUUCGCCACGGUGAGGAGGAGCGGAGGAGGAUGCGUUCCCAGCUGCUCCAGGCAUCCGACGAAAAUCGCCGGUGUGCCAUGCAGCUUGUACACUCUGCGUUGGAUAGGUAUCAGGGGGAGUUGGUUCUAGAGGAGCGACUGUUCCGAGAAACACUGCUACUGCAUGAGAGUGAGGCAAAGCAAAAUAUCCUUUGGGAGCUGAACCGCUGUUUGCGUGGCGGGAAGUGCACGCGUGCCUCUCGCAAUGAUUUGACUAAAAGAAAGCCGAGACUUUUAUUGGGCAAACAGUUUUACGCUUAA
Trypanosoma rangeli is the source of this 546-nucleotide messenger RNA. RefSeq lists its product as uncharacterized. Lineage: Eukaryota; Euglenozoa; Kinetoplastea; Trypanosomatida; Trypanosomatidae. Bases 1 to 546 code for a protein of 181 amino acids. The record is from RefSeq and is a predicted model, not a curated record. The transcript has a single exon.